UUCUCUAAUUCUGACACCAUUUUUCCAUUUUCAUAAACGAAGGUUUCAACAAUGGCUCUACAUCCACUACUCCUCCGCUUUCUCCUCCUCCACUUCUCCGCUGUCGCCGUCGUCUCCUCCCUUUCUCAUCCUCCCACAACCAAUGGCACCGCUAUCUCCCCCACCCAUUCCCCCUCUGCCCCCACCCCUUCUUCCGCCCCAACUCCCAAGACACCUACCACCAAUGGCACCGUUAUCUCCCCCACGCAUUCCCCCUCUGCCCCCAACCCUUCUACUGCCCCAACUCCCAAGACACCCACCACCCCUAUUUCCACUUCCACAUCUACCCUUGACCCAAAACAACUCAGAGCCCUCCAGUCCCUAAAUAUCCCAACCUCCAAAGACCCCUGCUCCGCCCCACGCCACAUCUCCACUGCCGCCGCCUGUGACUCCUCCAAGCCCUUCCGCCACCUCCUCUCUCUCACACUCACCAACUGUUCAGAUGACGUAGCUUUAUCUUUCACUGCCCUCAAAUCCCUCUCCACUCUCCACACUCUCCAGUUCAUCAACUGCCGCGUUUCCCCAAUUAGAUUCCCCUAUGAACUUACCUCAAAUCUCCAUUCCUUUACUUGCAUCAACAGCCUCAAGAAACUCACCGGGGUUUGGCUUAGCAGGCUACAAAAUGUAUCCGAUUUAACUGUUUCCCACGUGAGUAUAACUGCUAGUGGCCCUUCCAUUAUCCUCAACAACAUGAAAUUCUUGCAUUCUGUCACUCUUUCACACACGAAUCUCACUGGCUAUCUCCCAAAACAUUGGCAUCCGAAUCUCACUACUGUAGAUUUAUCGGGAAACAAUCUCAAAGGAAAGAUACCCCUUUCCUUAACACGCCUAGAAAAUCUUGGACACUUGAAUCUGUCAUCAAAUUCCCUCAACGGAACAAUUCCCACUACAUUUGGGGACUUGAAUGCUCUGCAGAAUCUUUCACUGGCUUCAAACUCAUUGUCGGGAUCGAUCCCGGAAUCCUUAGCAGCAGUGCCCGGUCUAAUGUGCCUCGAUCUAGGGUCUAAUAAGCUCAACGGGACUAUCCCAAAGUUCAUACAGGACAUGAAGAAAUUGAAGUAUUUAAAUCUUGAGAAGAACAGUUUCCAUGGAGUUCUGCCCUUCAAUGCAACAUUUAUAAAGAGAUUGGAAGUGUUCAAGGUGGGUGACAAUUCCAAUCUUUGUUAUAACCAUUCGACAUUGAGCUCAAAAGUAAAGCUUGGGAUUUCUCCUUGUGACAAACAUGGGUUGCCUAUGUCUCCACCACCUGCUAAGUACUCAUCUGAUGAUGAUACUAGCGACAGUUCUGAUGAUGAAGAUUACAGUAAUGUUGAAGAAAAGCAUCAUUCCAAUGGGCCAAGUAAGAUUGUUCUUGGUGUUGCAAUUGGGCUUUCUUCAAUUGUCUUUCUCAUUGUUUUCUUGGUUCUUUUGUCCAAAUGUUGUAAAUAAUUUAGACCCAAAAUGAUUUAUUGUUUCAUUUAGCUCAGGAAAAUUAUCGGAGUUCUGAUUUGAGAUUAGAUUUAAUUUAUAUAUCAUAUUAUUAAAUUAAAAAAGAAACAUAAAGAAUGAAGGAGAACUCGGAUGUGGGUGAUUCUUUUGUUACUUUUCGAUUAUGUUGCUGGAAUUUGAUUAGACUAAGAGAGGGGAAGUGGCUAAUUUUGUAUUCCAAUAUUUCCAUGGUUUUAAGCUCACUUUAUCCUUAUUCCUUUGUAAUCUGUAUAUUUCUUGAGAUGUAAGGAUUUGCUUUUCUUACACUUUCAGCCUUUAAUUUGUGUCUUUUUGCUAUUUAAUUAUUUCUUUUUGAAGGCAUUAUUAGCUUUA
Molecule: messenger RNA, 1839 nt
Organism: Olea europaea var. sylvestris
Lineage: Eukaryota; Viridiplantae; Streptophyta; Magnoliopsida; Lamiales; Oleaceae
Product: receptor-like protein 51
Exons: 1
Coding region: 52-1467 (471 amino acids)
Molecular function (GO): protein binding
Source: RefSeq, a predicted model, not a curated record